AUGCCACCGCCACGUCAGGCGCUCCCAACUCUCCCUCCUACUUACUGCCUCACUCUCCGUCUCCUACGACAGCACGUACCCCGCCGCCUCCCCAGCUCCCACUGCGACCUCAUCCCCUACGCGUACGAACUCGACGUCAACAAGCACCCUGGGCUCGACGACGACAACUUUCUCUUUGACCCGACCUAUGGCGAGCGCUGCGUCGGUCACUACAAUCUCUCCUUCCAGUCCAUGCCUUCAUCUCCGCCCAUUCGCGCUGACUCGCCCGCAUCUACACCGUCCUACUCGCCAUUUGCACGCUCCGCGGCUCCCCUCAUUCCACAUUUCCCUCCCCUGUACUGCGCACACGCCUGGGCUCGCUGUCACCUACCGAACCCCACCACGCGCGUGAUCCGGCCGCUGCUCAUCUCGACCUUCGAACACGUCCCAUGCGCCUGUAUCGCCCCCGUGAACGCGCGGGCAGCCAUGAGGACCUCACGAGUAUGGCGAAGCUUCAGCUCGCCACGGACAGGUGCGUGUUCGAUGUGGAUUGAACGGAUGGCGGAGGAUCGCGUAUGGAGUGCGGCGGGCGUGUUGGUGUCCGAUCCCAAGGGCUGGGACAUCAAGAUUAACUCAUACACGCUCUCGGGUGAGGGCGCGGAAGUCUCGCUGAACUAUGGGCAACCGCGCGGUCUACUGGGAGAGAACGGCCCUGGAAAGUCAACUUUCCUGCAAUCCAUCGCCGAGCGCAGCCAAGUGCGGCGGCGGUGA
This is a messenger RNA of Rhodofomes roseus, 750 nucleotides long. RefSeq lists its product as uncharacterized. The coding region runs from base 1 to 750 and encodes 249 amino acids. The record is from RefSeq and is a predicted model, not a curated record. The transcript has 4 exons. NCBI's taxonomy places the organism in Eukaryota, Fungi, Basidiomycota, Agaricomycetes, Polyporales, Fomitopsidaceae.